This is a messenger RNA of Caenorhabditis angaria, 252 nucleotides long. NCBI's taxonomy places the organism in Eukaryota, Metazoa, Nematoda, Chromadorea, Rhabditida, Rhabditidae. The record is from the annotation of a GenBank genome assembly.
AUGGCUGAAAAAGCGGUGGCUGGUCUGGCUGCAGCGCAACAAUUAUUGCUCCGCGGCGCCGGUGCUCCAUCAGUCGAUCAAAUUCUACCGUACCCCUGGCAGAUGGCACUGUUUCAGAAUCAUCUGGCGAAUCUGAUGAAUUCACAAAUCUCGCCAUUCGGCGGUCAGGUUCUUCCAAGUCCCCUGAUUCCCACAAAAACGACGCCAAAAAAGGGGGGAUUCGAUGUUUCCGAUCUUCUAGCCAAGCCCUGA